GGACGAGCCCGCUAAUUGCUCAGGGCUCACUGCUACUCCCGCCGCUGCUUUCCUGCUAGCACCCUACACACACGCCGCUCGCUGCACUGCACGUCUUUGCACCUGACUUGACUCUCCUACUCGACCAUCGCUCGCACAACCAGCCCAAGCUCGGGUCUACCACCGCUCGGUUGUCGCUCACGCUCUUCAUUUCUUCACGCCACAUCAACACGCACCGCGACUCCGACUUGGCUGCGCGUGUGUGCUCUUCCAAUCUCUACCUAUUGUUGUGCUACAGCGUUCCCUCUUCACCGCAUCGCCGACCAAAGUCACCCACUGCCCUUCCACACAAAGUCCUUGUGUGCAUCCACCGGCCUCCGCUGCCAACUCACAAUUCAUACAUAGUCACGUCCACACCCGUUUAGGCUCGCCCACGCCCACGCCCACUCUCACUCGCUCGCCCAUUCACGUCGCUUCCUUGAAAGCUGGACAUAACGUAGGCCCACUAUGGUUGGCCCGUAUGCGGGCGGACCACCACAGAACGGCUCUUCUGUCUACCCUCAGCGCUACGACUCGCCUGGGCCGCAGACCACGGCCUUUGACUCCCGCACCGGCAACACCAUGAGCAACCGCAACAUGCCUCCCGGAGCCUACUCGCAGCCAGACCCUCGAGGCGUCGGCACCUCGGGUCGGCCUGACCCCUCGAAGAUAUUGCUCCCCCCUUCGCGACAAAACAGCUACCCGAUGUCCGACAACCCGGCGGGGCCCCAACCCUCACAAGAAUAUGGAAGCUCGCAGAACGUAGGACGACCAUCGACGGACAGGCAGAAGAGCUCAAGUAAUGGCACGAGGAGGCCUAGCGGGACUAGGAUAUGUGGGAAGUGUGGGGAGCCGCUUCAGGGACAGUUCGUUCGAGCGCUGGACAACACAUUCCACUUGGAUUGCUUCACGUGUCAUGAAUGCGGCAAGAUCGUGGCGUCUAAAUUCUUCCCCGUCCCUGAUGAAGGUCCCAACCAGUACCCUCUCUGCGAGACCGACUAUUUCCGCCGUCUUGAUCUCUUGUGUUACCAAUGCGGUGGCGCUCUUCGCGGCUCCUACAUCACCGCCCUUGACCGCAAAUACCACAUCGAACACUUCACCUGCUCGAUAUGUCCCACCAUCUUCGGAGCCCAAGACAGCUACUACGAACACGAGGGAGACGUGUACUGUCACUACCACUACUCGACACGAUUUGCGCAGCGGUGUCACGGCUGUCAAAACGCCAUUCUCAAGCAGUUUGUCGAGAUUUUUCGCAAUGGCCAGAAUCAGCACUGGCAUCCUGAGUGCUACAUGAUCCACAAAUACUGGAAUGUGCGGCUCUCGAACGUGAAGAAGGACGCGAACGCCGAGCCCGAGGUGCCCAGGAGCGAGGACAACCCUUCGGACCCGGUCAGAAACAGAGUACGGGACGAGGAGGAGCGUGUCGAGGGCAAGGUGUUGUGGAUUUGGCGGUCCCUCUCCACAUUUGAGGAACGUUCGGCAACGUGCAUCUCAGACAUGCUGCUGCAUGUUAGCAAUGGGGUGUACUUUGACGGCAUCAUGGCCGCGAAGCGUUUCAUUGUGCAUGUGGACGUGUUUUUCAAAUGUACGGAUGAUUUGGACCGUAUGCUAGCCUCCCAGACGGGGAAGGGUCUGUCCUACAGCCGCGAAGCUAAACUCCUGUGUAAGAAGGUUGUGUCGUUCUUCUCGCUGCUCUCAGAGUCAUCGGACGCAGGGAUGCGUAGACUGGGCGUUACUCAAGAGCUGCUCUCGCUUGUGACGGGCCUGGCUCACUAUCUCAAGCUCUUGAUUCGGAUCUGCCUGCAGGGCGCACUGAAGCUGGAGCGCGAGACGGGUAGCGCCGAUGGGCUGAACCGCUUCCUCAACCAGAUCAAUUCCCUGGAUGAACGACUGGCCCAAAACGAAGCCUCCGACCCAAUUGCGGAAUCACUGCCAUACGUACGGGGGGAAUCAGAUCACUGUCCCAUCUGCGGAAAACCCGUCGAAGAUCGCUGUGCUAAGUUUGCAGAUAGAUGCUUCCACUUGACGUGUAUGCGAUGCAAGACAUGCGGACGGGACGUCAGUGACAAAGUGGGUGAGGCGUGGUUCAGUCCUUCUGUCGGGCAGGUGCUCUGUUACGAACACAGGAAUCAAUUCGCAGAUGGCCAGAUGGGGUUCAGGCCGGUGACAAGACUGCAGCAGUAUGUGCAUCUCUUGCUCGUGGCCCACGCGCGCCUUCUGGCCACGCUGAGAAGCCAAGGUGCGCUGCCGCACACGUCAGAUGAUCCAAAUCUCGCCCGUUACGACUCAAGCCAAGGACACCGACCUGGGCCAACAGAUGCCGCGUCGCCGCCAAUGCUGAGCGCAGAUAGCAGAUCAAAGUCGUUUGCUGGCUCGACGUCGACGAUGGCACAGCAAGAAAAGAAUAAUCGCAUCUCCGCGUCUUACGAACAAACUCUCGGCGACAUCCGUAGACUGCGAUCGACGAGGAUGGAACGGCACUUGUCUACCACACAAAAGAAAGCGCGCACUUCACGUGUCAUUGAAGGUCCCGGAGGCGGUGUUCAACCCGGCCCUGCAGACAACGACCCACGAAGCAAUCGCGGAGGUAACCAGAUGGGCAACGAUGAAUCACAGCUCGCGUUUGGUACACAGUCCAUCGCUCUGGAUGACAUACCUCGUCUGGUUGCUGCAGAGCAAGCACGCGAACAGCGACCCAACGCAGCCAAGUACGCGAGAGGCAACCUUGGUCCACGUGAGCCUCAACCGCGGCUCCUUAACGGACACCGACGCGACAUGUCUGGCGGAAACGAACUUGAUCGUGCUAUCGCCGAAGGCGGUGGCGCGAGUGGUGGUCAGCGGACUCGUCGUUACUUCUCGGAGCUUUCCCCGUUGGAGUACUUCUUUGUACGUCAUAUUGCAGUGCUGAACAUGGAGCCGUUACUGGAUGGCCACUUUAACCAACAGGAGCUGCUGAACUUGAUCGAGCCGCCAGAAAAAUCCGGCAACACAUUCUGGUCCCGCUUUGGGAAGGCACUCAAAGGAGGCGGAGGUGACAAGAAGGACAAAGACAAAAAGAAAGGCAUCUUUGGCAAGCCUCUUGAGGUGAUUGUUGAACGCGACGGUGCCGAGUCAACCGAUGGCGUUGGACCAGGUGCUCUGCGCAUCCCUGCUCUCGUGGAGAGUGCUGUCUCCGCCAUGCGCAACAUGGACAUGUCAGUUGAAGGCGUGUUCCGCAAGAACGGCAACAUUCGUCGCCUGCGCGAGCUUAGCGAGGAAAUCGAUGCCAAAGGCUGCGAAGCCGUCGACCUCUCCAAAGAAACACCAGUUCAAGUUGCAGCCUUGCUUAAGAAGUUCCUCCGUGAGCUUGCCGACCCAGUUAUGACAACCAAACUGCAUCGCCUCUGGAUCACGGCAGCCAAGAUUCCUGACGAGGAAAAGCAGCGCCGCAUCCUGCACCUGACUUGCUGCCUCCUGCCCAAAGUGCACCGCGACACUAUGGAGAUUCUAUUCAACUUCAUGAACUGGGUUGCUAGCUUUCACACCGUGGAUGAGGAGACGGGCAGCAAGAUGGACAUUCACAACCUUGCGACGGUCAUCGCGCCAAAUAUCUUGUACUCAGACAUUAAGAGCCCCGAUAUGGACAGUAGCUUCUUGGCGAUUGAAGCCGUGGCGGUCAUGAUCGAGUGUAACGAGAUCUUCAGUGAGAUUCCGGAAGACAUCACCUCAUUGCUGAAUGACCCCAUCUUCGAAAAGGAGGCCGAUGUUACAACCAAAGAAAUUCUCAAGCGCUACGGCGAUAUGGCGCGCCGUCCUCACGCUGUUGUCACCCAGAAUCAUGGCAAUGGCUCUCGCGAAGGGCGUGGCGCUAUCCAACACGUCGCUGAGGACGCUGCCUGGCCGAUGGAGUCCUCAGUGCGACCUGUAGGCGGCCCAGGAGGCAGCACCAUGAACACGCCACCAUCACACUUCAGUUCUAUGCAAGGACACCAGGACACAGGCUCACCGAACCGACAAUCGCAGUUCAGAGCGUCAGGUGUGCCAAGGCAGCAAGGUCCGCCUCUUGGUAUCACUGGAGCAGGCUAGGUCUUUCGCGAUCAUCCUGCUAUCCUUUCCCAUUUUAGUUCAUUUUUCUUACUGUUGUUUUGUAGAGGAAGAAGCUGUAUCUGGGCCCCAGGCUCUCGAAAGCCGCGAAAAGAAUCGCCUUCGAAGAAAGUGCCGCCUCUGUUCGCUAAGAUACAUUUGCCGCGUAUCAAGCGUGGCAGUGCGACAACCGCAUACACGCUCGACGGUGCAGCAUAACACCAAUAAUACUUACACUUACUCGUCUUCGCCUUUUUGAGGGAGAAGACAUCUGAUCGGUAUGCUUCCAUGAUGUCCAUGAGGUGAGCAAAGAGCUUAGUCGAUUAGCAUCGUCAUUACUAUCAAGGAGUACAAAAAAUAACCCCUGCAAUCGGUGUUCACAUAAUAGUCGGAGUUUCGGACACCGCACAAAAAAAAAAAAAAAACA
This is a messenger RNA of Verruconis gallopava, 4507 nucleotides long. RefSeq lists its product as uncharacterized. NCBI's taxonomy places the organism in Eukaryota, Fungi, Ascomycota, Dothideomycetes, Venturiales, Sympoventuriaceae. Bases 487 to 4083 code for a protein of 1198 amino acids. Gene Ontology annotation, cellular component: cytoplasm. Gene Ontology annotation, biological process: signal transduction; actin cytoskeleton organization. The transcript has 4 exons. The record is from RefSeq and is a predicted model, not a curated record.